AUGGAGGACGAAGCACUUUCGACCCCUCUGUCGCCACGUACCGGUCCUGCCCUCGUGCUGACCCGAACCCGAUCCCAGGAGGCCGUCUACGCCUCCGCUGCUCCGCCGUUUGCCCAGUAUCCUCCCGACAUGGCUGUUCAGCAGCUGCGUCACCAGGUGGGCCAAGCUGUGGACGCACAGGCGUCGCGUAUCGACACUGUGCAACAAGCUGUUGGGGGCCAAGGCCAACACACUUACGGACAGUUGAUGUCACUCCAUCAACAGCAACAGAUGCAGGACAAUGCCCACAUGGAACUCAACCAGCGACUGAUGGCUGAGCUGGCAUUGCAGCGUGACCAGCAGAACCAACUGAUGGCUCAGCUGGAAGCCCAGCAUCGUACCACUGAGAACCACGACCAAGGGCUACGAGCGGCUGCUGCAUCAUCGAUUGUACAAGCGGAAGCGCUGGAAGACAUGCGGCGACGUACCAGCGCCAGGUGGCAUGCGUUUACGGCGACCCCAGCCCCUCAAACUGUCCAAGCCCCGGCGACUGUUGGUGUGCAUAUGGUGUACGAAUUUCAAGAGGUGCCCAAAGCCCCGACGUUUAAUGGAAGCACGAAGGUGCAGAAGCGUCGGUUCAUGGACCAGUGUGAAGCGUACAUGCAUGCCUCUCAGCAGCUGUAUCGACCCGCUGGCGGGGAACGCAAAGCGUUUUGGGAAAUUGGCAAGCCGAGCCAUGAACUAAACGAUGAAGACUGGCAUGAUUAUUUCCUGAGUGCCCGAAACGGUGACCCAGUGGACAUGACUAAGCUCAACCUAGCUAUGGGGAAGCUUAAGAUGGACGGGUCUAUCAUCUCAGCCGAAUCGCGAGUCUCCAAGCUGGUGAGCGACUUUGAAGCUGCGCUUGUCCGUCUAAACAUGGAAGGUUUCGCCGAGACCGAACCCAAGCUGACUGUGGAUUCCCUGAUGGCGGCCAUCACGCCACUUGCUAAGCGUGUGCGCGAACUAUUGAAGCUUCACGAGAACCGUGCGUACAAGAAUGAUGCACGAUCUUUCAAGAAUUGGCUUGCGGAAUACAUGCGGCCCCUUCCAGGCUUUCCUUCUUUCUUGGUUUCGGCCCAUAUGACCUUGGCUCGGUCCAUCAACAGGCGAGCCUCACCACUUGCCACUUUGAAAACAGUUGAGCCGAAUGAAACGACGGCCAUCCUGUGUGCUGCGAGAGUUGUGUGUACCGCCAACCAAGUGGUAGCGAUGGACGCCUCAUUCGACAGUGGAGCGGACCAAAUUGUGAUCCCGCCAAGGACGCUAAAGCGGCUGCAAGACGCCGGGCGUGUGAUGGUGGCGACAGAAUUGCCCGCACCUAUUUCGGUGCGUGGGUUCGUUGGUCCAAGCCACACAGUGACCCAGGAAGUCAAGCUGACGCUCAAGUUCGAGACAGAUGUCGGUCCGCUGGUACUAGCUAACGUCAAGUGCUGGCUCUCUUCUGGUGACCUGCCGUCUGGUGUUGGAGACAUCCUGCUGAGCCGUCCCAUAAUGUACAAACUUGGCUACGACCCACAGUCCAUGCUACGUGAUGCGGCCUCGGAAGAGGCUCUGGUGCCCAUGGAACUGGCCGCAUGUUUCCCUGACAUGACACCUGUGGACCCCGCUGGGGAACAAGCCAAUGUUCAGGUUGUUUUGGAUGCCAUGGUGGCUGGAGCCAUGGUAGCAGGCUGUGGCACUGAGUAUGCCCUGGGUCUAUCCAAGCUCUUGGCCAAGUAUGUGGACGUGUUCCGGCUUACGCUUGGCCACGAUCCGCCCGUGGACAUGCCCCCCUUAAAGAUGCAUCCCACCAGGGUCUCCAAUCCAGUUCGCUGCAAGGCGAGGCGCUACUCUCUCCCUCAACGCGAGUUCAUGCAUAAGCAUGUGGAAGAGCUGGAGAAGGCUGGUUUCAUCUAUCGAAACCCUACCAGCCGAUGGGCGUGUGCACCCUUGAUCGUACGCAAGCCCCAUUCCAAGGAUGAGUUCCGUAUGACGGUGGACCUGCGCCCUGUCAACAGCCAGACGGAGCAGAUUGCCUGGCCGAUGCCCAUGUUGGAAAUUGUUGUGGGCCAUUUGCGUGGCGCCACGUGCUUUUUCAUGUUGGACUUCUUCAAAGGCUAA
This is a messenger RNA of Aphanomyces invadans, 2121 nucleotides long. RefSeq lists its product as hypothetical. The coding region runs from base 1 to 2121 and encodes 706 amino acids. The transcript is spliced from 5 exons. NCBI's taxonomy places the organism in Eukaryota, Oomycota, Saprolegniomycetes, Saprolegniales, Verrucalvaceae. The record is from RefSeq and is a predicted model, not a curated record.